CUCUCCGGCAGCUGCAGCCUGAAAAGCACUGUGCAGUCGAAGAGCCUGGGGAAGCCUGGGCGGAGAUAGGCGGAUCCCAGCUCCUGCCUGGCCCCGGGAAGCAGCUGACAGCCCGGGGAGGCGGCGCUGGAGCAGCAGCUGGGUGAUGGAGAACUUCACCGUGCUGCACGCCUGGACCAAGAGCACCAACACCUCCACCGCGGGCUGCGCCACGGAUGAAAAUACCUACAAAUGCAAAUUUGAUGAGGAGUUCAAGUACAUCCUGCUGCCCGUCUCCUAUGGCAUCGUGUGCGUGGUGGGGCUGUGUCUCAACCUGCUGGCACUCUACAUCUUCCUCUUCAGGAUCAAGACCUGGAACGCCUCCACCACCUACAUGUUCAACCUGGCGGUGUCGGACACACUGUACGUGGUCUCCUUGCCCCUGCUAGUGUAUUACUAUGCCAAGGGGGACAACUGGCCCUUCAGUGUGGGCUUGUGUAAAAUAGUCCGUUUCCUGUUCUACACCAACCUCUACUGCAGCAUCCUCUUCCUCCUUUGCAUCAGUGCUCACCGCUUCAUGGGCAUCUGCUUCCCACUGAAGUCGCUGAAGUGGGGCCACGUCCGCUACGCCCGGAGGGUGUCGGGCAUUGUCUGGCUGGUGAUCAUUAUUUGCCAGUCGCCGGUGCUCUUCUUUGUCACCACCUCCAUGAAGUGCAACACGAUUACCUGCCAUGACACGUCAAGCAAGGAGCUCUUCGGCCAGUUCGUCAUCUACAGCUCGGUGAUGUUGGUGCUUCUUUUCUGCAUCCCCUUCCUGAUCAUCAUUGUGUCUUACUGCCUGAUGGCCCGGAAGCUGCUGCAGCCCACUCAGGGGACCUCCCAGAUGUCCAAGUCCAAGAAGAAGUCUGUCAAGAUGAUCAUCAUCGUCUUGGUGGUCUUCAUCGUCUGCUUCCUGCCUUUCCACAUCACUCGCACCUUGUAUUAUUCCUUCCGGAGCUGGGACCUUGGCUGCAGCACCCUCAAUGCCAUUAACUUAGCCUACAAAGUGACCAGGCCACUAGCUAGUACCAACAGCUGCUUGGAUCCCAUUUUAUAUUUCUUAGCUGGACAAAGGUUCAUGAAGUUCACAGGCAAGAAAACACCAGCAAAAAUGCAGAGGGCAGUGGCCCUGGAGACCGCUGCCAGCAGUAACAUGGGCAUCAGUGACAACACGAACAUGAUAGUCAAGGAUGUAAAAUCGUAGCCUUUUACAUGCCUGUGCACUGCCCCGUCGCAUGGCAGACCAUGCCCUUCGUGGUGGCAGGGCUUCCCUGUUGUGCGAGGGGAGGCCUUGCAUGCUGCCUUUCUGCCUUCCAGUGCCUCCCCAAACAUCAGGAGUUGGUGGUGUCUUGUCUUCAACCCUGCUUCCACAGGCAUGGUACUGAAUGCGUACAUCACCUCUGUAAUGACUUUUUGCAACUAAGGUGCUGCUGAGGUGGUCUACAAUAAUCCCAUGUGCAAACCUUCCUCCAGAUCUAUAGCUCAAACACUUCUCUUCCAUCAGAUUCACCCAUCCUUUCCCACAGAAUGAGGACAAAAACCAGCUGUGCCUGGCUGCCGUGAAGGAGCAGUCAAGACAUUGUUUUGGCACAGAUUUUUUGUUUUAUUUUCUGAAACAACCCCCCAAAAGCCCAUCUCCUGAGGUUAUCAGCAUUUUCAGCCAUGCUUUUAUUGGGAUGCUCAUCAAGCCUUCUACUGAAGCUGGCAAGAAGCCACGGGGGUUGGGUCACUGGAAACAGGCUGAUAGUGAGUUUGAUUGAAAAAAAAAUGUCAGUGUAAAUCUCAGCACAGGAAAUGGAAAGAGGGUCCCCAGGAAAUGGAGACAACUUGGAUCCCAAAAUUGUUUUCCCACUUUUCAGCCAGCGCCAGCUUGCUUACUGAGGUCACCUUUCCUCCUGUGCUGGGGCUGGGACAAUUUGGGGCCCGUUCGGAGGGGCUGUCUCCAGCUAACGGAGUUUGCCUGAAUACCUCUGGCGUUUAUACCAGCAAACUCAUUUCAGCCAGUUCCCUGAACCAAAUGAGCUAGGUCAGCAAAAGUGUCCUCCUGGGACUACACUAGGACUGCUGCAGCCCAAGCUAUGCUGCUAAAGGAGCUUAGUUCCUCCCAGGCCUGACCCACAGAGCUGUGCUUGCAAAACUUGUAAGUACAGGUUAAGCCUGAGCCAAUGUGAUUUUGCCAGCAGGGAACCAAGGUUAUGGUCACCCAAGUCUUUUCCUCCCAGGUGAGUGCUUAGAAUAAAAAAGGAACAUAAGUCACUGUAGG
Gavialis gangeticus (Gharial) is the source of this 2281-nucleotide messenger RNA. It is a transcript of the gene P2RY2, whose product is annotated as purinergic receptor P2Y2. Gene Ontology annotation, molecular function: G protein-coupled UTP receptor activity; A1 adenosine receptor binding; G protein-coupled purinergic nucleotide receptor activity. The transcript has 2 exons. Gene Ontology annotation, biological process: positive regulation of mucus secretion; phospholipase C-activating G protein-coupled receptor signaling pathway; blood vessel diameter maintenance. Gene Ontology annotation, cellular component: plasma membrane. The record is from RefSeq and is a predicted model, not a curated record. NCBI's taxonomy places the organism in Eukaryota, Metazoa, Chordata, Crocodylia, Gavialidae. Bases 146 to 1222 code for a protein of 358 amino acids.